This is a messenger RNA of Pelobates fuscus (common spadefoot toad), 3772 nucleotides long. RefSeq names its product tripartite motif containing 25 (gene TRIM25). Bases 47 to 2020 code for a protein of 657 amino acids. Lineage: Eukaryota; Metazoa; Chordata; Amphibia; Anura; Pelobatidae. The record is from RefSeq and is a predicted model, not a curated record. Gene Ontology annotation, molecular function: protein binding. The transcript has 9 exons.
UCUUAGACCGAGUGUUAAAUAGCUAGGACCAGAAUUCUCCUUCACAAUGUCCAUCAUGGCCCAAUCUCUAGAGGACAUGGCCGAGGAGCUGACAUGCCCCAUCUGUCUCUGUCACUUCACCACCCCAGUGUCCACUCCAUGUGGGCACAACUUCUGCUCUGAGUGCCUGGAGCUCACCUGGAAGGACGAGAACAAGGAGUACAGCUGUCCCCAGUGUAGGUGCACCUUUGACAGGAAGCCAGACCUGAUGAAGAACACCUUGCUGAGUAACCUGGUCAGUAAGGUAAUGGAGGCCAAGGCUGUCAGUGAGUCCAAGGAGGAUGUGAUAGUGGAGGAGGUUGUGGAUGAGAAGAGGGUUGAGGAAGAGAUUGUGCUCUGUGAUCACUGCAUGAAGUUGGAAGCUGACAAGACCUGCCUGACCUGCAUGGCUUCCUUCUGCUAUGAGCAUCUUCAGCCCCACAUGGAGAUCCCAUCUUACAGGGACCACCAGCUCAGGAAGCCCCUGGCAGACCUCCAUAUGAGGAAAUGCAUGGAUCAUGGCAAGAUCCUGGACUACCACUGCUGGAGCCACUACAAGAGCAUCUGCUGCUACUGUCUGGCCGACCACAAGCAAUGUCGGACUGACAGCCUACAGGAUAGCAAGAGCAAGAAGGAGUUGGAAAUUAAACAAUUGCUGCGAACGUUAACGGAGAAAAUAGCCAAAGUUUCAAAUGUGUCCGAUGGUGUUAAGAGCGCAGAGAAAAAAGUGAUGGAUACCACAAAGAGAAAGAAGGAUCUUUUGGAAGGAGAAUUUGAUGAAAUCAAAGAUUUGAUUCAACUCGAACAAAGAAAAGCCAUGAACAAAAUCGAAGAGGAAGAAAAGAAAGUUAAAAAUAAAUUUAUAUUCACUUAUAAUGUCUUAAGUAAAAAACAACGAGAAUUGGAAACGUUUAAGGCAAAAGUAGAGUCUCUUUUGCAGCAGGAUGAUGACCUGGAGUUUCUCAAGCGUGCAGAAAAACUACAAGACACAACAUCCAAAGAUCCGUUCAAACCAAAUAUUGAGUUUGACGAAAACCUUCUGCAACAAAUCUAUAGAAAUACCGUCUCACUGAAAGAAAUCCUAAAAAACAAAGUUGAACAUCCAGGUGAAAUUCCAGAACAGAAUUGUCCUCCUUUAGUGCCAAGGGAACCACGAGGCAGGGAAAGUGAAUUCAAGAAACGUGAAAUACCAGAAAAGAAUCGUCCUCCUUCAGUGCCAAGGGAACCACAAAGCAGGGAAGGUGAAUUCAAGCAACAUGAAUUUGCAGAAAGGAAAUAUGUACCUCUAGUGCCCAAGAAACCUGAACAUGAGAAGACACCUAGAAAACCGAGGAAUAAAAAGACUCCUGCAGCGGCUGCGGCAGCUGCUUCGGCAGCGGUAGCGGCAACAGCUUCAGCAACAGCACAAGUAGAAGCUGUAGUGAAAACAUCACCAGGUCCAGUCAUUCCAACGAGAGAAGAACUCCUGAGAUAUGCUGUGCGUCUUCAAGUGGACAUCAAUACUGUUCACAAAAGGGUUUUACUAUCCAACCAAAAUACCAAGCUGACGAUUAGUGAUAGACCCCAAGAUUACCCAGAUAACCCCCAAAGAUUUGUACAUUGCUCUCAGGCUCUGUGCUCGACUGGCUUUUCAAACGGCCUCCACUACUGGGAGAUAGAACUCCAAGGUGGCAACUUCAGUGGCUUAGGUGUAGCCUACGGGAGCAUCGCCCGUACAGGGGGUGAGAGCCGUCUAGGGCGCAGCAAAGCCUCCUGGUGCAUUGAGUGGUUUAACGGGAAAUUGCAAGCCUGGCAUAACGAUAAACAAACGGAUCUUCCUGUACACAACACUAGCAAAAUCGGGGUUCUGCUCAACUGCAAUGAAGGUUUUGUUACCUUUUUCUCUGUUGCGAAAAAAUUCUGCCAGAUUUACAGGUUCAAAGCAAAAUUCACUGAAAUUGUCUACCCAGCAUUUUGGGUAUUUUCUAGUACUACCACCUUGUCCAUUAGUUCCCUGUACUAAUGCAGUGUGGGGUACCUCGCAUGAGAUCUUGGCUGUGUUCCCUGUACAUUCUAGAGCACCAACAGAUUUUGUAGAGCUUGAGACGUUUUAUUGAAGGGUAUUAAAAGUCCCCUUCUAUCAAUGUGAUCGCCAUUCACCCCCCUUUAAUCAGUACUAGUUAAUCUUAAAAUAGAUUAUUCACCUUGUUUCCAGUGCAGAGACGUCUUUGCGGCAGCCUCCAGUUCUGCAUCUGUCAACAGCAUCUUUGCUGACAUCACACGUGAUCUUGUUCAAUCCAAUGCGUCUCACUGAGAAGCAUUGGGGACGGCAAUACAUGCGCAGCAAAAAAUGACAGGACCACUUCACCCAAACCAGGAAAGCUAAACUUGAUGUCUCGUUUCAGACUAUGUAACCAUGUAAGACCAUUUCAUUGAGAUGAAGUGGUCUGGCUGACUGCGGUGGACCUUUAAUUAGAUAAAAGCGAGAAAACGAAGUAGCAGGUUUGAGAAAUUUGCCUGCACGCUUACAAUCUACAGAUAAGCCAGUAUAAUAAUUAUAAGGGCCCUACCUGAAACCUUACAAUCAAAAUUGAUUCAGUAAUUAUUGAUUACUCUGCGUUUGAGUGUAUAGUUUUGGGAAAAAAUAUUCUACAAGCUUUUCGACUUUGAUGACCUUGCCAGCACACUUAUAACUAAUAUUGUAGGUUAUCGGUGGACUGCUUGCAGAUUUACAAUCUGUACAAUAUUUAUAAAUGAUCCAUAGGUUUUCAGGGCUCAGCAUGCAGACUAGAGUUUUAAAAACUGAGUAAGUUUUAAAAACUGAAAUAUUGGGGGCUCAGCCUGCACGUUUAUAAACCGGUACCGUAAGCUUUGAGCAUCCUCAAUGCAAUCCUAAAAUUUCGAUUUUAAGUCUUCAAGCUUAUUAUUGAUAAUUAAAUGUAUCCAGUUGGUUGGUUUUGAGGGCUGUGCCUGCAAGCUUACAAUCUAGACAUAAACUGAUACUGUAGGUUAAGGAUGACCCUGUCUGCAAACUUACAAUGCAAAAAGAAAAUGAAGCAGUAGGUUUCGAGGGCAUUUUUGCAGAUUUAUAGUCUAGAAAUAAACUGAUACACUUGCUUGGUUUUGAGGAUUCUGACUACAGGUCCAUAAUCUACAGCAGUGGGACGUGUCUGUACAAAGUGAUAAAGUAUUACUACAACGUCCACGUCAUUGCCCCGAGUUUGACCGCGUUGACUUGCCGUUGACGUCUGCCGUAACCACUGCUCAGUAGAGGCAUUCUACCAUACUCCGUUGCCGAAUUAUUCUGGUAAAUGCCACGUGGAUAUUUGUAGAAUUACCAGCUGUGUUUAUUGCCUGUAAUUCACAAAGUCGUCAGUUGCUACAGAAUGGCACAUGUUUAAGAUUACGAUUUAAUAGGCUUCAUGACAUUUACUGGGAUAGAAUGUUCUAUAUUGGAGCGAAUAGUAUUUGUGUAUAACUAAAACGUUCCAUUCUACAAUUUCUCGUCCCCAGUAUGUACAUUGUUAAUCUUACACAGAGGGUGUUUUCUUAAUUGCAUUUAGGGAAUACCACUCAAAACAAAUCUAUAUAUAAAUAAUAAGAGACCUGAUGGCACUUUGAUGACAAAACAAAAAACCCAACAGAAUUAAUUCCAGAUGACUUAAAAGUGAACAGGCUGAGUAACAAAAACAGAUGGGGAAGCCAGUCUGUAAAAGGGGUAUCAGGGACAGAAAUACAAACCACUACUAGUUUAUUUCACUCUGGUUUGAGGCUU